UGGAGGCAAUGAUGUUAUCAAAUCCCACGGAUUGCGUUAUGGAUGAAGAAUAUGGAACUUGCAUGUGGCAUCGACCUCGUCGCAUGCUACAAAUUUUCUCAUUAAAGGUGGCUAAAAUUCCUGUGGAUGCUGGAAAGAUAGAGUUAUAUGGAUACAUAGCAGCGCGGGAUGAUCUGGAACCAUUGCUUAACUAUGUCGUCAAUGUUAGCAGGGAUGAUCCUAUCAUCGUGGAGCAGGGUUCUCUCAUCACCAUGGCCCCUAAGCGAGGGAUCAAAUUGGGUUAUGAUACUCUAAUAGAAUAUGAUAUGAAGAUCAAGACAGGUGAACAUGAAAAGGAUGAUCUACAGCUGAUCGAUGGUGUAUCUGUUAUAGGUAUCAUGGGCACUCCCAAUUGGAGUGUAUUCACAAGUCGCAUCAUUGGCAAUUGUGGCGCAAUUGACAUAAGUGCAUCACGUCUGGACCAUGCAGUUGAGGCGACUGUAGAAGUCGUCAUAUCAGAAGUCCAAGGCGGUUUCAAUAUGCGUCUCGGCUGUUUUAUCAGUGAGUUUGAUGAAGAGAUCCAGCUCUUUGAUGGCACCAUUGGUGAGCCCCGUUGCUUGACGAGGUAUGUGAUUGCAGUUGUGAUAGGCACUCAGAUGGAUAUGAAGUUCAAGGUAGGUGCAGGGUCUUUCAGAUCAUCAGAACAUUGCUGUUCCUUCACAGCGCACAAUCAUGGACAUGAUGAUCAACUGAUAGAGACCGAUUUUGCAUUAAUCUCGGUGAAGGUGACUUGGUCUGUUUUACCUGGUGGUUGGUCAUCUGACUUUAUGCAAGCUUUGUUGAAAAGCUGGGCGUGACUGGUAGACCUAUGAGGAAAUUAGCAGUCUAGAGUGGUGGCAGCAGGACUGGAACAGUACUCUAAGUUUAGGCGUGCCAAUUGUAAAAAAAAAAAUGGGAAUCCCCAACUAGUGUAAGAA
Molecule: messenger RNA, 956 nt
Organism: Setaria italica (foxtail millet)
Lineage: Eukaryota; Viridiplantae; Streptophyta; Magnoliopsida; Poales; Poaceae
Exons: 2
Coding region: 9-836 (275 amino acids)
Source: RefSeq, a predicted model, not a curated record